UUCUGUUCUAAAAAAAAGAGGCUCUGUGGAGAAACGAGCAAAUCCUCGACUCUGCAAAGCUUCAGAACUUUUGCAGCUUUUGUCAGUGUCAGUCGCGCCACUAACGCGUCCGCAGAGAGCCCGCGUUAAAAACAUCUCUGUGCACAAGUUACACCCGAGUCUACACAUGGUACGGAUGCUACAAGUUCUAACCGACAUCGCCGAGGCUUCUUCUGCAUCAACGCACCGAGUUUGGAGACACUGUACGCUGUGAGACCGCGGGGGUUCAUGUACUGGAAAAAUGAAGUUCUGUCCCCUCUCUCAGAGGGCAAUAAGAUUCUAUCCGAGGGAAUUCCCACGAAACAGGUGAUCUGCACGGAGCAUCAGAGUACACCGGGAGGCUCGCGCAGCAGUGUGGACUCGAAACACACUCCAAUGUCUCACUCGGACGGAGAGUCGCAGCGGUCCAACAUGGAACGGGAGGACACGCGCUCGUCUCCCAGCACCCCGUCCACUCCCUCUGUGUGCUCGCCGACCUCUACCACCAGCUCGGUGCCCUCCACGGGGAAGAACGUGUGCGCCAGCUGCGGGCAGGAGAUCCUGGACAGAUACCUGCUGAAGGUGAACAACCUGAUCUGGCACGUGCGCUGUCUGGAGUGUUCCGUCUGCAGGACGUCGCUACGUCAGCACAGCAGCUGCUACAUCAAGAACAAAGAGAUCUUCUGUAAAAUGGAUUAUUUCAGUAGGUUUGGUACUAAGUGUGCCCGCUGUGGGCGGCAGAUAUAUGCCAGUGACUGGGUGCGGCGUGCCAGAGGAAAUGCAUACCACUUAGCAUGUUUUGCAUGCUACUCGUGUAAGAGGCAGUUGUCGACCGGAGAGGAGUUUGGCUUGGUGGAGGACAAGGUUCUGUGUAGGAUCCACUAUGAUACCAUGGUGGAGAACCUCAAACGAGCUGCAGAGAGUGGCAAUGGUAUCACAUUAGAAGGAGCAGUCCCUACAGAACAAGACAGUCAACCUAAACCGGCUAAAAGGGCACGGACAUCCUUCACUGCAGAACAGCUACAGAUCAUGCAGGCUCAGUUUGCCCAGGACAACAAUCCAGACGCCCAGACAUUACAGAAACUAGCCGACAUGACGGGCCUCAGCAGGAGAGUUAUUCAGGUAUGGUUUCAAAACUGCAGAGCAAGACACAAAAAGCACACGCCCCAGCACGGUGGGCCCCCCCAGGGUCAUCCUCAGUCCAGGAUCCCCUCAUCUUUGCCUGAUGAGCUGCAUUACUCCCCCUUUGGCAGCCCUGAGCGGGCACGCAUGGUAGCUCUGCACGGGUACAUCGACAGUCAUCCGUUCUCUGUGCUGACCUCUCAGGGUCUCCCUCACCAGGCCAUGUCGCUGUCCCAGCUCCCCCUCAGCCGCUAGCACUUCACUACUUUGACCCUGAAGACCCCUAAGUUUCUGGAUCUUGGACCUGCCUCAGAGGUCACACGGGAGUCAGCUUGACAAAAAGACACAUCUUACAGGAGCACAGACUAUUUGGAAACAGCAAAAGACUUGGAAAAAACAAGAUACAUCCAUUCCUUCUGUUUUUUUUCUCUCUCCUUCUGAGGACAGGAAUAUCCAUCCUGCAGCCACUCUAUCAAAAAUGAGAAUGAAGCUGCCACUAGCAGGAACUCUCUGACUGUAUUUUACACUACCUUGAGGACUCGUUUUGCAUCACAUGUACAGCAUCCUCCAUUCUACUCAUAGAUCCUCCAACUUGAAGGUGGAGGGAGUUUUAAAUGACUGAUACUGAAGACAAAGAGGGGGAAAUUAUAAGAGGAACUGUCACUGUGCCAGGCACACAGUAGGCCGCAUUAGAGGUAAGACUCCGCCCUCUUUUCUCUCUGAGCAACCAUGAAGGAAACCUACAUGUAAAUGAAAUAUGUUGACUGUUGAAAUACUCUCUUUAGGAAUGACGUAGUGACUGAAUUACAUCUUAAAAUUCCCAGAUACACUCUUGGUCCACUUAAAUGAGUUUAAAAAUUUUUGUAAGAGAAUGAAAAUAUUGUGUGCCUUAUCUUUUCCAUUAGAAAUAUCAAAUUUAGCUGUUUAUGAAAUUAAAAGUCCAGGCUGAAAUUCUUACUUUGUGAAUAUUUUACAUUUCUCUGAUUAUUAAAAAACGAUUACUGGGCUUUUGAAUCCGCUAUUUGGGAGAAAAUCACAUUUUAUUUCCUCAAAAAGCAUUUGGUUUGUGAUGAAGGAAGGGCACAAUGCCAUAGCAUUUGUAUCAUUAUAUAAAUGCUGUACCAUUAGAGGCAGCUGUUAAUAGGUUUGAAGCGGCCACAAUCCCGCUUAACUCAUACAAAUAGAGGGAAGUCUGAGAUGUGUCUUCUAGUCAUUUCUUUCAAAAUCCCAAAUGUUAAAAGUUACAUAUUUUCAUAUCUCCAAAUAAUUGUAUUGUCACUAAUUUAUAAUUUCUACGGUUGUUUGUUCAGCCCCCUGUGUGUUUGCGUGUGUGUGCGCUUGUGUGUGUGUGUGUGUGUGUGUGUGUGUGUGUGUGUGUGUGUGUGUGUGCGCGUGUCCCUUAUGCCAGCAGAAAAAUUUGAGUGUUGGUGUAUUGGUACAAUAUCAAACAGACUGGGGUUGUACAUGUGUGAGUUUUUCAGUGUGUGUGUGUGUGUGUGUGUGUGUGUGUGUGUGUGUGUGUGUGUGUGUGUGUGUGUGUGUGUGUGUGUGUGUGUGUGUGUGUGUGUGUGUGUGUAUGUGUGUUCUGGCAGGGGUAGAGAGUGUUUAUCUGUAUUUUAGUGCCAUGGCCAUUGUGUGAAGAACAGGAUCCAUCAAGACCUCAAUGUCCUUGUAUUUAUUGAGAUGGUUAAUCCCUGUAAAGCACUUUUCCCUUCUGAAAUGGUUUUGUUUGUUAAAAAAAAAACUUUGAAUGAAAUGAAACAAAAAUUUUAUU
Messenger RNA from Notolabrus celidotus (New Zealand spotty), 2914 nucleotides. RefSeq names its product LIM homeobox 6 (gene lhx6). The transcript is spliced from 9 exons. Bases 268 to 1395 code for a protein of 375 amino acids. Lineage: Eukaryota; Metazoa; Chordata; Actinopteri; Labriformes; Labridae. Gene Ontology annotation, molecular function: RNA polymerase II transcription regulatory region sequence-specific DNA binding; DNA-binding transcription factor activity, RNA polymerase II-specific. The record is from RefSeq and is a predicted model, not a curated record. Gene Ontology annotation, biological process: regulation of transcription by RNA polymerase II; forebrain neuron development; neuron differentiation. Gene Ontology annotation, cellular component: nucleus.